AUGGAAUCUAGUUGUGAUAUUAAAGCUACUGACCAAGAACAAGAAGUAAAGGAGGAGGAGGAGAAAACGGAGAAAGAAAGGGAAAUUCCCACAGACGUCCUCAUGGACGAGAGAAAAAUCGACCCGGAGGACGUAUCUCCAGCGCUUGAGUCACUGGAAAGGAGGCAGGUCUUGUCUGGGGACGCCGCCGCCUUCCUGAAGGCCCACAACGAUAAACGUCGCAUCGUCAGUCCUCCUGCUACCAACAUGAAGGAAAUGACGUGGAGCACAGAACUGGAGGCCAUUGCAAGGAACUACGCCAAAAACUGCAAUUUUAAACACAACAAGCAAAGAUCAGGGUCAUCGUCUACCUUCUCGUAUGUGGGAGAGAACUUGUACGUUAGUUACGGAGACAUAUCACCGGAGCAGGCGGUAACGAGUUGGGACGAUGAGAAGAACGACUACUCUUUCACCAAUAACGUGUGCGAUCCCAACAGCAAGUACGGGUGUGGUCACUACACGCAGGUUGCGUGGGCAAAUUCGGAAACAGUUGGAUGUGUAAAACACUUCUGUAGCUACGUCACAAAUUUUGGAUACAGAGGAUAUUUAGUUGUUUGCAACUAUGGUCCAGGCGGUAACAUUAACAACUGGAGACCCUAUACCACCGGAACGACCUGUAAAGACUGUCCGGCGGGAUACACAUGUGUGAACAAGUUAUGCAGCAAAUCUUCGGGAGGAGGUUCCAAUCCUUGUUCAACGAAUCCGUGUAAAAAUGGCGGCACUUGCUCAUCUGUUUCCGGGAAUGCAGUUUGCAAGUGCACCAGUGGGUGGUCGGGAAACACAUGUGAAACAAAAGAUGCAGCCAAUCCUUGCUCGCCAAAUCCGUGUCAAAAUGGUGGUACAUGUACGAAUGAUUCUGGUAGUGCUAAGUGCCAGUGUAGUGGAGGAUGGUCGGGGAAUACGUGUACAACAAAAGCAAACACCAUGACUUGCAAUUUUGAGAACAACAUGUGCCUUAAAAACUAUGAUCAGAACGAAGUGAAUUUUCGAAGGUUUAGCUAUUUUUCCAUGAACAAUGUACGAGUUGACGCCCCUGAAGGAAGCUCAUUUGCCUGUGCGUAUGCUGGUUACGUAUCUGGACAAAAGUACUCCUAUCUCCUCUCCACCUACCUCGCAGAGGCCGUCGUGAAAGUUCAGUUCCGAUACAGAGUUGUUGGAUCUGCAAGACUGUCGUUCAUUUACAAACAAGAAGGCAAAGAUUAUAAUACAAUGUUCUCAUACAAGAACGACAACGGCAUCUGGCAGUCAUGGACAGUGACCAUACCAUCGGGGAAAAAUACAUACUUUUAUUUCAAAGCCACGCUAGAAAGCUACUCCUUGGUCGCCUUAGAUGAUGUCCAGAUCAGCACAAUACAAUGA
Ostrea edulis (European flat oyster) is the source of this 1398-nucleotide messenger RNA. RefSeq names its product CRISP/Allergen/PR-1-like. NCBI's taxonomy places the organism in Eukaryota, Metazoa, Mollusca, Bivalvia, Ostreida, Ostreidae. The transcript has 13 exons. Gene Ontology annotation, molecular function: calcium ion binding. The record is from RefSeq and is a predicted model, not a curated record. Gene Ontology annotation, cellular component: extracellular region. Bases 1 to 1398 code for a protein of 465 amino acids.